CAGGGCUAUAUAAGACACUCUUUAGUGCAAAUUAGUUUAGGUGCUUAGUUUCGACAUUAAAGGACAUCCUAACUUGCACAGAUCUUCUCGCUCAGCCAUGUCGGUCCGUCGCAGCAGUAAGACGUUCACCACUCGGAGUGUGUUGGGGUCAUCUUCCUCUGGUGCACUGGUCAUGAACGGAGUGGGGAGUUUAGGGGCCUCUUUGUCUUUUGGUGGACAAAACUACGGCAGUGCUGGGGGCUAUGGUGGCCGCCUCUCCAGAUCUUUGUCCACUUCAUCUUUGAUGACAGCUGGUCAUGGUUAUGAGGUCACGUUGCAUGGCAGUGAGAAGCAGACAAUGCAGAACCUCAAUGACCGCCUGGCUUCUUACCUGGAGCGGGUGCACACUUUAGAGCAGGCCAACAAGAAACUUGAGCUGCAAAUUAAGGAGUUCUAUGACAAAAAGAGUCCGCUGCAGGGCAAAGACAUGAGUGCUUAUUUCAAAAGCAUAUCAGAAAUCCGCACACAGAUUAACAGUCGUUAUGUGGAGAACGCUAAGCUCCGUCUGAGUCUGGACAACACCAAGCUCGCAGCUGAAGAUUUUCGGCUGAAGUAUGAGACGGAAAUGAAUCUGCGUUUGAUCGUGGAAGCGGAUUUGGCUCGACUGCGGGGGGUUCUGGGGGAGAUCAAACUCUCCGUUGGAGAUCUAGAGAACCUGCUUACUGGACUGAAAGAGGAGCUGCUGUUCAUCAAGAAAAACCAUGAAGAGGAUCUGCAUUUGUUGCGGCAGCAGCAAAGCGGUUCUGUUAAUGUGGAGAUGGACUGUGCAGGUCAGUCAAACAUUGACAAGGAGCUGCAGGAGAUGAGAGCGCAGUAUGAGAUGCUUAUUGAGAAAAACCGCAGAGAGGCUGAAAAAUGGUUCCAGAGCAAGGCGGAGGUGCUGCAGACUCAAGUGACCAGCAGCUACACUGAAAUCAAGACCUCUCAGACUGAGCUCACUGAUCUGAAGAGAACUUUCCAGAGCCUGGAGAUAGAACUACAGGGGGUUCUCACAAUGAAAAACAAUCUGGAGCAGAGUUUGGCUGAUGUUGGCAUGCGUCAUUCGGCCCAGCUGAGUCAGCUUCAGUUGCGUAUAGACCAGCUGCAGGAGGAGCUUCAGAGACUCAAUGCCAACAUCCAACAACAGGCUUCAGAGUACCAGAUACUGCUGGACAUCAAGAUGAGGCUGGAGAUAGAGAUCGCUGAGUACAGGAGGCUGCUGGACGGAGAAGCUCACGCGACCUUCAUAAGCACAUCAGCAUCUUCCACGACUAAAACUUCUGUGACAGAAACAGAAACUGUGACCAAGAUGGUGGAGAUACAGGAAGAGGAAGAGCAUAACCCUCACCUCCAGCGCCGAGUGAAGGUCAUUGUGGAGGAGAUUGUGGAUGGUAAAGUCGUAUCUUCUUCUGUUGAGGAGAAACUCCAAGAAAUUAGCUGAGAAGAUAAAGCAACAGCAAAAAAAGAAUAAAAAAAACUAAUUGUAAACUAGAGUAUAAAGAUAAAUGUUAACUCUAGGGUGACAAUACGUUCUCUUUUACCCUGGCAUACAUAUUAUCCAAAUAUGCAUACAUAUUAUGUAUGAAAGCUGUAGAAAGCAUGUCAACAGGAAAACAAAACCAAAUUAUGCAAUUUAGAAGUCUGACUUAGAGCAAAAGAGCUCUUAUUGUCACCCUAGUCAAUGCAAAGAUUAAACACAAUACCAGUCUUAAUUCUGUGACAAUAAAUUGGUAUUUUUGGGCUUUAA
This is a messenger RNA of Carassius carassius (crucian carp), 1765 nucleotides long. Its product is annotated as keratin, type I cytoskeletal 19-like. Gene Ontology annotation, molecular function: structural molecule activity. The coding region runs from base 98 to 1459 and encodes 453 amino acids. The transcript has 9 exons. The record is from RefSeq and is a predicted model, not a curated record. Lineage: Eukaryota; Metazoa; Chordata; Actinopteri; Cypriniformes; Cyprinidae.